AUGGUUGACGGGAAAGUGUGCAAUGCAGCCACCGAUACUGCUUCCACCAUGAGAUGCUUCAUUUGUGGACAAACUUCGAAAGAUUUUAAUAAAUUAAUCCAACCAAAAGAAAUUAAUGUAGAAUCACUGAAGUUUGGACUCUCAAUUCUUCAUGCUAGAAUUCGAUUUUUCGAAUCGCUUCUUCAUGUUGCUUAUAAAUUGCCACUGAAAAAGUGGCAAGCACGAUCUCCCGAAGACAAAAAAGUUGUCAAGGAAACAAAAGAAAAAAUACAAAGAAACUUCAAAGAUGAAAUGGGACUUUUGGUAGAUAUUCCCAAAGCGGGAUUUGGGAAUACCAAUGACGGAAACACUUCAAGACGAUUUUUUUGCCAACCCGGAAUGUUCUUCUCGGAUAACUGGAAUCAAUUUAGAUUUGAUAGUUAA
Molecule: messenger RNA, 423 nt
Organism: Macrosiphum euphorbiae (potato aphid)
Lineage: Eukaryota; Metazoa; Arthropoda; Insecta; Hemiptera; Aphididae
Source: the annotation of a GenBank genome assembly